AUGUUCAAGCCAACCUCUCCCGUCAUGGGAGGCCUACUAUGGAAAAUUCCCUGGCGACUCUCCUCUAUGCAAAAAGCCCGACAACGCAAGCGACUGCGCGCUGUAGAUAAUGUUGUUGAUACCGUAGCUGCUGCCCUGCAGCGCAAUGGAGGCAUGACCACGAAAGCUGUGGAGCGGUGGCACAAGGAAAUGCCUAGGGAAGAGGAGAUGCUGCCAAAGGAUAAAUACACGAUCUUCGAUCGGAAAGAAAAAAAGUAUCGGAAGGGAAUACACAGUACGUAUCUGAAUAAAUCUAGUAUUUUUGUGAACUUUACUGCACCGAGAUCGUUUCUACUGUGA
Messenger RNA from Ophidiomyces ophidiicola, 339 nucleotides. RefSeq lists its product as uncharacterized. NCBI's taxonomy places the organism in Eukaryota, Fungi, Ascomycota, Eurotiomycetes, Onygenales, Onygenaceae. The record is from RefSeq and is a predicted model, not a curated record. The transcript has 2 exons. Gene Ontology annotation, cellular component: mitochondrial large ribosomal subunit. Gene Ontology annotation, molecular function: structural constituent of ribosome. The coding region runs from base 1 to 339 and encodes 112 amino acids.